CGCACUCGCCCUGGGCGUAUCAGCAUGGGGAGCAUCCGCAUCCCGAAUUUCCCAGCGUUCUGCAAUCCGUACCUCGAACUCCGGAGCAAUCCCCACUGCCACGCCAUCUCGCUCUCGGCCGAGAAGUGGGCGCUGUCGACUCCGCUAUUCCUCGACGCGGAGGAGGAAGCACGCCUCCCGGGCGCACGCCUCGGGUUGCUCGCGGCGCUCUGCUUCCCCACAUGCGACGCGAGCCAGCUCUUCGCGAUCACCAAGUUCCUCAUCGUGAUCAUGCACUGGGUGGACCGGCCGCGGUCACUGUACGCGGACGAGGAGGCGUUUGACCCGGUGUGGGCCAAGUACUUCCGCCCGACCACGCGCCGGGAAUGGCAGAAGCGUUUCCAGCGGCACCUGGCCGCUUUCCGGCUCGGGCAAGCACUCACGGCACAAGAUGCGGCGCAGGGCAUCGUCCCCGAUCUGGAGUCGUACAUCGGGCUUCGGCGAGACGCGUGCGGGGUCAGAAUGCUACUCGACCUGGUUCUUUACGCCGGAGGGUUGAACGUCCCACCAUACGUGUACGAGCACCCUGUGCUGCGAAGGUUGCGGCAAGACGCUGCGGAUAUCAUCGCGUGGUCCACGGACGUUGCGGCGUACGCGCGGAGGCCUCAUAGCAGCAACAUCAUCGCAGUGCUCAUGCAUGAACGACGAUAUACGGCGCAGGCUGCCGCGCACUUUGCCGGGAACCUCGUCAAAGACACCAUUACGAACUUCGUCACGAACGAGAUGUCGCUGCCGGCGUUCGGUGACCGAGACGCGGAUGUCCGAGCCUACGUUCAGGGCCUACGCGACUGCGUCGUCGGUACCCUGCAUUGGCUGUACGAGACCGACCGGUACUUCGGGGAGACAGCGGAGGACGUGCGCUCGUCCGGCUGGGUGUUCAUGAACGCGUGAUUAAUGAUGCUGACGCCCUCCUACUUAUGUUCGAUACGCCUUUAUUACCGACUACUUGCGAACUUCUUGAUACAUACUUGGACACGUCACAUCCUUCGAAUUCGUUCUCCCACUCGCCUACCACGUACACUAUACCUACCUUCGGAAGGAUGAUGCCUGAGCCGUCGAUAGUACGCUUCAGAAGUACGAUAGAUUCCGCGCUGCACCAUGAUUGCCAGAGCGGUCAGCACCAGCACUAGUUAGUCGAGUUCCCCCUCUCUCUGCAGUCCCAUCACUUGUUUUUAUAGCCGUUCAGCUCGUGUACAUCCCCGAUCAAUCAACUGCUUGC
Messenger RNA from Trametes versicolor FP-101664 SS1, 1258 nucleotides. Its product is annotated as terpenoid synthase. Lineage: Eukaryota; Fungi; Basidiomycota; Agaricomycetes; Polyporales; Polyporaceae. The transcript has 3 exons. The record is from RefSeq and is a predicted model, not a curated record. Bases 25 to 930 code for a protein of 301 amino acids.